Magallana angulata is the source of this 3631-nucleotide messenger RNA. RefSeq names its product polycystic kidney disease protein 1-like 1. Gene Ontology annotation, molecular function: calcium ion binding; calcium channel activity. Gene Ontology annotation, cellular component: membrane. The record is from RefSeq and is a predicted model, not a curated record. NCBI's taxonomy places the organism in Eukaryota, Metazoa, Mollusca, Bivalvia, Ostreida, Ostreidae. The transcript has 12 exons. Gene Ontology annotation, biological process: detection of mechanical stimulus. Bases 385 to 2055 code for a protein of 556 amino acids.
UUAUAUCGAUAAAAUUCAGGCAGGAAUGGUAUGAUCGGGCUUCAGCGACAUUUAUGGAAAGUAUCUUUAAGGAAAAUCCAGCAAGCAAACAGAAACUAGUGUUGCAAGGUUACAUCAUCGGACACGUCCAGUUGCGAAAGGUCAAGGCCACAGAAAGAGAAUGCGCGACCAUGAAUGAUAUGCCUUAUCUCUCAUUAAAAUGUAAAAAAUAUUUCUAUAACUGGAUCAAGUGAACCCGAGAACUCUACAUUCCAGUCAAAAUCUUCUCCUUAUUUGUUGUUCGGUCGACAUGGCAUAUAUGACAACUCUGGUCACGUGAUUAAGCUAAAUCAUUCAAGGAAUGAGUCCGUGCUUCAAAUUCAGAGACUGCCCUCCUCUCAGUGGAUGGACGACUCCACCAAAGCCGUGUUUGUGGAGUUCACGCUGUUCCACCCGUCCACUGGCCUCUUCACCUCCGUCAUUCUGUACCUGGAAAUUCCGGACACAGGCGGAGUGACCGCAGGUCACAGUAUCAGCUCCACCUAUCUGUUAAAGUAUACGUCAGGGACAGAUAACUUUCUUCUUUUUUGUGAGCUGCUUUUCAUACUACAGACACUAUGGAAACUGAAGAUUGUUGUAUAUGACAUCGUUAAACUACAAAUGAAAUUUCUACAUUAUGGUUGGAAAGUGUUACAGGGUGUUUUAAGCCUGGUCUCCGUUGCGUACAUCGGUUGUAACAUCUACAGGUUCAUAUUGGUGUCUAAUGUUAUUGAACAACAGAGGACAACAUACAACGAGGAGUUCGUGGAUGUCUCCUUUGUUACAUUCUGGGACGAGAUGCUGCGGUGUAUGGUUGGCUUUAUCCUGUUUGUAGUCAUUUUGCAAUCUCUACGACUUCUGAGAUACGAGCGAUUGUUUCUUCUUUUUGGAAAAAUAUACAGCCGUGCUCAUAGAGAGUUGAAAGUGUUGGCGAUUCUGCUUUUUGUGUUGCUACUGGGGUUUGCUGCUCUCGGUCAUGCUUUAUUUGGCGCCUUUUUCUUCGGUUUCGUGGAUAUGUGGAGCAGUAUUUUUACAGUGUCGGCCAUACUGUCUGGGCGCUACGUUGAUCUGACUUCUGAAUCCUCUUUGAUACACGCUACCCGGAUGUUUAUAUUUUUCUUGACUGUAUUCGGCCUCGGUCUUUCCACAAUUUACGUUGUUUCUUUCUUAACGUUUCGUUUUCACGUGACAAAAAGGCCGCAGCACAAGAUGCUAGCUUUAAGUGGACCGGAAACACUGACCUAUUAUUGGCGCAUGCUCCAUCAGCUGGCGGGGUUUAGAACGGUUGAUACUAGGAGUGAACCGGAAUCGGAGCCAGACAAUACUUUACCACCGGAGUUUACAAUGGCUGAGAUCGAAUACCAAGUGGACGAGCUAUUCUACAGAAUCGCCGCUUUAUCGGGAUCUCACACGCUACCAGAGAAACCCGCCAAUUACUUCACGGACUCGGACGGAACCUAUGGCGCGGGGGAUGACGGGAUAUCCAGCGUGGGAUCUGAGGUUCACGAUGAGGAGAGACUUGAACACCGGGUUCACAAGAUCGAAGACAACCUGUGUUCAAAGGAGCCCUACUUAGCACAGCUUUUUGGAACAGAUAGUUUAUCAAAAGACCAGGAAAAUCAAAUCAGGUCGCAUCUAGAGCUAGAGAUUUUCCGCCAGCUACAGAUUCAAAGACAAACAGGAGGAGAAAACGAAACAAUUGGUGCAGUCCCAAAUACGAGGGAGCAAGAAACCUCACUACAAAGAGAUCCAAAAUUAGGAACACAUAAUCCUAGCAAAUCAGAAAUAGAGGAGGCAAGUAAUUCUAAUCUUAAGGACAAAGAGACGUGUCCAUCGAGCCCUGAUUCACCAGAGUCGGUGAAAAACUCAACAGAGAAGACUAAGAAACCAGCGGUAGGGGAAGAAACACCACCUGAAUUAUGUCAACCCAAUGCAAAACCAGUUAUCAAAGCUCAAAAAUGUAUGAAAAAACCCGAGUUACCCGCAAAACCAACUUUCAUUAAUCCCGGGACAUCUCGAGGGGGGGCCAUUACAUGAAAUUCAUAAGCCGCAAAUAAUCAGUAGUCCUACAUUACGUCAGUUAAAGGCAGAUAAGUUUGGCAUUCGUGGUGAAAAAGGUGGGGCCAAAGGUGAAAGUAACAGCGGAAGUAGUAUAACUGAAUCAAGUUCCGGUUCUGAACAAGACGCUCUACAUGGUCAUGUGACAGCAAUGGGGAAACGGAACUUGCGUAAAACAAAGUCGCGUGGGAAAGGAAAGGGACCAGUUAAUUUAUCUUCAGUUUUGUUAGACGAAAUUGAAAGUGAACUCCAGCAAAGAGAAUGUGCAAGUGUAACUGACGAUAAGUUCGUUAUUUUAGAACAAGAAGUGUUGGAAGACAUUGAUGAUGAAAAUUUAAAUGCAUAAGAUGUGUCUAAAUAUCUAAAGUUUCCAUUACAAUUGUACUAGAUUUUGUAAUAAAAGUUUUGUCAGAGAAAUUGCCAUUGUAAUAGUAACAAAUGAAUUCACCAGUAAACGAAAACUAAAAUCGUAAGAGUCACAAAUUUUAUAUGACAAGUUACUACAUUAUAUAUCAUUUUUUGCAUCAAUUACGAAAAAACAAUUACUUAUCUGAAUAUCACUAAUAAAAGUUCUCUGAAUAGAAAAAAAAAAUGUCUAAUUUUCAAUAACAUUGUAUCUCUUUAAGAAUUACAUGUAUAUGUCGUUCUAGUUGGUUUCCAUGCUCAUGCUUAAUUCUUGGAUUUUGCCCCUUAUAUCGUUUACAGUUCUACAUGUUCUUCUUUGACAGCUAGCAAUAUGUAUUUCCGCUAAAAAUCGUCAAAAUUGUAGAAGAUGGUAACCUGGAAGAGUCGAUAGGAUUGCGAAAUGAAAUGUUGUACAUUCUAUUUAAAUUUUCACACGUACAAAUACACAUGUACAUUGUAGGUACAUGUAUAUGUGAAACAAUUUUUUUUUUCCAUUGGCAGUGUCAACAUAGUCAACAUGAAAAGUGAUUCAUCUUUUCUCAUUUACUUGUUUAGAAUACCCAAACGUAUUAAGUAUUGUAAUAAUUAGAAAUGAACUAAUUGAUUACAAUUCUUCGUGGGCUAUCUGUUAAUUAAAGGAGUGAGUUAAUACUCUUUAGUGUUAAUGUGUUUGGUGAAAUUGUGUUAUUGCGCAGUACACCAUGUCUCAUGAGAAAACUGCGUUUCUACGGUUGUUUUGCAAUUCUUUCUCAGAUGAAAUUUUCAAAACUUAUUUGUGAAAAACGUCAAAGGAUAUAAUCUUACUUGUAUUAAGUCAAAAUACUGUACUUCCUAAAAGCACAAUAUUUACCCAACACAUUAACACUGUCCGCAGUCAUAUAAACAAUUGCGCAUCAUUCGAUUAACAAUUAAGACCACACAUUGGGUACGUUUUCUACUGGGUGCGUUUUCUCCAGCAUUCUUUCUGAGCAAGGUAUUAAUUCUUGUUAUUUUAAACUGUAUAUAAUCUAAGAUAAACAAGUAAUUAAACGAGGAAAAAGGUGAUUCACUCCUCAUUAAAACUUAAACGUGGCAAUAUACAUGUAUAAACUUUUUUAAACAAUUUCUUUUUCAACACAUCCCUGCUUGAAAUAUAACCUGUAUAUUUGAG